Hyla sarda is the source of this 1945-nucleotide messenger RNA. RefSeq names its product MAX dimerization protein 1 (gene MXD1). NCBI's taxonomy places the organism in Eukaryota, Metazoa, Chordata, Amphibia, Anura, Hylidae. Gene Ontology annotation, molecular function: protein dimerization activity; RNA polymerase II cis-regulatory region sequence-specific DNA binding; DNA-binding transcription factor activity, RNA polymerase II-specific. The transcript is spliced from 6 exons. Gene Ontology annotation, biological process: negative regulation of transcription by RNA polymerase II. The coding region runs from base 638 to 1306 and encodes 222 amino acids. The record is from RefSeq and is a predicted model, not a curated record.
UAUUUAUUGAUUUAUAAAUGAACAUCCGCCUCCGUAGCCCAUGCCUGUCCCCGGUAUGCAGGCAGCGUCACGAUACACAGACACUUAUCGCCCCUUCACAACAUCUACAUGUUCAUGUUCAGCGAUCUUUAGCCCGGUGAUGACGUCACUACAUCCACGGAUGGGACACAGUUCCAGGAGCGGACCAAUCAAACGGGCGACCAGCUGAAUGGUCGUGUCCAUCCCUACAUAGGUGUGUCCCUGGCGAUACACUGCCCAAUUACAGCCAAAGUGUGUUGACAGCAAUUCCUGCCCCUCCCUUUAGAUGCUCUAUUGGUCGGCCCCAUGUGUCACCCGGGCCAAUAGGUAUCAAGGGGAGGGGACUGUGCCGUGGAAACGUAACCAAUCAGCUCCCGCCACUGUGCCAGUGGGCGUGGCUGUGCACCCGAGAAAGGGGCGUGUUUUGCAGGAGCAGAUAAACAACAAUCCCAGCACUUCCCCCAUAGACUCGGUUACUUAGACACCGGGGACGAGGACACUGAACGACAAGCCCGGCACACGCUGUACCCCCUCCUCACUGCCGACCUGUCACCUCCUCCGCCGGUACACCGUGUCCUGUCACCACCACUUCUCUCUCCUCCUCCCUGGUGCUGGAAAAAUGGCGGCCUCGGUCUGUGUCAACAUCCAGAUGCUGCUAGAGGCGGCGGAGUAUCUGGACCGGAGGGAGAGAGAAGCCGAGCAUGGUUAUGCUUCCAUGUUGCCUUACAAUAGCAAGGAGAGGGACAGCUUGAAGAGAAAAAGCAAGUCGAAAAAAAGCAGCAGUAGCAGAUCAACCCAUAAUGAAAUGGAGAAGAACAGGCGAGCUCAUUUGCGGCUAUGUCUAGAAAAGCUAAAAGUAUUGGUACCCUUAGGUCCCGAAUCCAACAGACAUACCACGCUAAGUCUCUUAACAAGAGCGAAGCUGCACAUAAAGAAACUUGAAGAUUGUGACAGAAAGUCACAGCACCAAAUAGAGCAGCUACAGCGGGAGCAGCGGCACUUAAAAAGGCAGCUAGAAAAAUUUGGCGUAGAAAGAAUAAGAAUGGACAGUAUAGGGUCAGCGGUGUCCUCUGAGAGAUCGGAUUCUGAUCGGGAGGAGAUUGAUGUGGAUGUCGAGAGCACAGACUAUUUAACAGCAGAAUUGGACUGGAGCAGUAGUAGCAGCAGUGCCAGUGACUUGGACGAGAGGGGAAGCCUGCAGAGUGUCUGCAGCGACGAAGGCUAUUCCAGCGCCGGAAUUAAAAGAAUAGUACUACAAGACAAUCCCAAAGCCAGUGUUACCCUAUAAACCGUCAGUAAGAGAAGGUGAGGGGAGGGGGGGAGAGCUUUCAAGUGUCCCAGCAAUUCUUCACCCUCCUUCCCCGUGCUCCUACAUCAGAGACUGUCUUAUCUAGUGACUGCAUUCACACCAUAUUCUUGCACGUAAAAACAAAAAAGAAAUGCCCACUCAAGACUCCCAGCUCUGUUUGUUGCUUCCCUUCCCUAGAGCUCCUGAGAGGUAUGUGGGUGUCAGUUUACAUUUGAAAUCACACGCUAUCCCAUCAGCCAUUGUCCUCCAGGAGACUACAUUCCAGAAACACAACGAAGCACUCAAAUAGAAAAGAAAUAUACCUAAUAUAUAUUUAUGUACAAGAGGUGCAACCAUGCAGCCGUGGUAAAGAUUUAUUGACUGCAAAGGUGGAGGUGAGUGUGUGUGUGUUGCUGCUCCCCUUCUGCAUCUGUCAUCUCCACCCACUAGAUUCGACCAAGCACAGAGGUUCUGCUAUCUCCCUGCAACACGGAAAGUUUCUUGCAUCACCUGGAAUACACAUCUGGGAGCGGUAUGAAGGAUUUAUGUCGAAAGCAUCUUGCUACACGGCAAGGCUUCAGUUUACAGCUAAUAUACUAUCCAAUCAGAAGCUGCCAUGAGGCUACAGAAGAAGGGACA